Molecule: messenger RNA, 764 nt
Organism: Sitophilus oryzae (rice weevil)
Lineage: Eukaryota; Metazoa; Arthropoda; Insecta; Coleoptera; Curculionidae
Exons: 3
Coding region: 1-681 (226 amino acids)
Source: RefSeq, a predicted model, not a curated record
AUGGAGUACCAAAUUACACCAAAUGGUACGGUUCUCGAUUUAAUUUUCCUGUCCAGACUUGUCAAACGGCAAUCGUUACUAUUAUCUGUUACGACGUGCAGUGUUUACUUUGCGUUAACCACGAGCGUACGUGAACUAGUAUUCUAUGUAAAGCAACACUUUCAAGUGCCAAAAUGCCAAAAUUUCUCACAUAAAGAAUUAGAGCUAGCUUUAGAAGAAAUAGUACAAGAUUUGGACUGUGACAAUCUAAAAAUAGAUGCUGUGUAUAUUCCGCCAAACGUAGACGAACUUACAGACGAAGAGAAUUUUUCUGAUGAUGUCGAAAGACGAGAACAAAAUGAAAAUGCCGAUAUCGCGGGAACUUUUGAAAUUCAUACCAAUGAAAAUGACUUGUAUGGUGAUUCUGAUGAAGAACCCUUGGCUGUUAAAAGGCAGAGGAUUUUAGAGCAAAACCAAACCAAUUUGAAUCCCGUCUGGCGGUCUGGAAAUUUUUUGCAUCAAAAUGUUCCGAAAUCAAAGGAAGAAGAUAUGACCGAAGCUCUAAGGAAAUCAGUUAGAGGGUUUAUCAUCAUCAUAUAUCGGUUUGGAACGUCUUGCGACGUUGUUCGAUGCCUAACUUCCACGUCUCCCGAUCGUUCCAUUGUCCCUCGCUUAGAUUUCUGGCACUCAUUGCUCUUGUGACACCCUCCUUCCAAGUCUUCUUAGGUCUUCCACGUUUUCUUCGAUGUUGGGGUAUCCAUUGCAUAAUUUGUUUUGGAAGUCGU